Molecule: messenger RNA, 3881 nt
Organism: Oldenlandia corymbosa var. corymbosa
Lineage: Eukaryota; Viridiplantae; Streptophyta; Magnoliopsida; Gentianales; Rubiaceae
Source: the annotation of a GenBank genome assembly
AAUCAGGCGCCUAACGGCAAAACCCCAGCCGACUUAACAUACUCAUAUAAAUCAGCGCGCGAAGAAAUCUAAAACUGGGAGACGGAAAUUGGCCGGAAAGGGUUAUCGAUUAGUAUUCCUUAGUUGCAUUUCAGUGUUUCUCAUGGCGAUUGAAUGCCUUGUUUUAGGGGCAGGGCAAGAAGUAGGAAAGAGCUGUGUCGUGGUGACCAUAAACGGGAAGAGAAUAAUGUUUGACUGUGGGAUGCACAUGGGCUAUACAGAUGAUCGUCGAUUUCCAGACUUUUCCCGUAUCCCUUGCGCUAGAGAUGAAGACUUCACCAGCUCCCUUAGUUGCAUCAUCAUCUCCCAUUUGUAUGACUUUGUUAGAAUUAUUUUGUGUGUGUGUGUGUGUGUUUUUUUUUAGGCAUUGAUGUCUAAUGUUACGGAAGUUCUAAUUUUGCAGCCACUUGGAUCAUAUUGGAGCACUUCCUUAUUUCACUGAAGUUUGUGGAUACAAUGGGCCCAUUUACAUGACGUAUCCCACAAAAGCUUUGGCUCCACUUAUGUUGGAGGAUUACUAUAGAGUGAUGGUUGAGAGAAAGGGAGAGGAAGAAGUGUUUAGCACUCAGCAUAUUAUGGACUGCCUGAAGAAAGUUACCGCUAUUGAUUUGAAGCAGACCGUACAAGUUGAUGGAGACCUCCAGAUUCGGCCAUACUAUGCUGGACAUGUUCUUGGAGCAGCAAUGUUUUAUGCAAAAGUUGGAGAUGCCGCUAUUGUAUACACUGGAGACUAUAAUAUGACAGCAGAUCGACAUCUUGGAGCUGCUCAAAUUGAUAAACUGCAAUUGGACCUUGUUAUAACAGAGUCAACUUAUGCAACCACCCUUCGAGAUUCGAAGUAUGUUCGAGAGCGAGAAUUUCUCAAAGUUGUCCAUAAUUGUGUUGCUGGUGGAGGAAAGGUGCUCAUCCCUUCAUUUGCUCUGGGAAGAGCUCAGGAGCUCUGCAUGCUUUUGGAUGACUACUGGGAGCGAAUGAAUCUGAAAAUUCCUAUUUACUUCUCCUCAGCUUUGACCAUUCAAGCCAACAAAUAUUACAAAACAUUCAUCAGUUGGACAAGCCAAAAGGUGAAAGAUUCAUAUGCCACACGAAAUCCUUUCGAUUUUAAACAUGUCCACAAGUUUGAGCGUUCUCUGAUAAAUGCUCCUGGACCCUGUGUACUUUUUGCUACUCCGGGAAUGAUAAGUGGAGGAUUUUCUUUGGAAGUUUUCAAACAAUGGGCGCCAAAUGAAGGAAAUCUUAUUACACUUCCAGGGUAUUGUGUAGCUGGGACAAUUGGACAUAGGUUGAUGUCAGCUAAAACACCCACCCAAGUCUCUAUAGAUCAGAACACCCGAAUUGAUGUGCGAUGUCAGAUUCAUCAGUUGUCUUUUAGUCCUCACACUGAUGCCAAGGGAAUUAUGGAUCUCAUCAGGUUUCUCUGUCCAAAGCAUGUGAUGCUUGUACAUGGGGAGAAACCUAAGAUGGAAUCACUCAAAGCAAGAAUUGUUGAUGAAUAUAAAAUUCCUUGUUGUGCUCCUGCAAAUAAUGAGAGCGUGAUUAUCCCUUCUACUCAUUACGUUAAAGCGGAGGCAUCAGACACUUUCCUUUGCAGUACACUGAGUCCAAACUUCCGAUUUCUCAGGAAUAGUUCGAGAGGACAUUCUGGUUCAAGUGAUACAGAAACAGCUCAACCGUCGCUACGGAUAAGUGAUGACAGAGUGGCCGAAGGAGUUAUAGUUGCCAGGAAAAACCAGAACCCAAGGAUUAUACAUAAGCAAGAACUACCGGACGUGUUAGGAAAGGAAAUUCAUGAAGUCCAGGGUGCUCUCUGUGUUCCAACACGAACAGCCAAUGCAAUUGGGAAAGAAGACUUGCUACAAGAACAGUUGCCUUUGCUACACCAAUUAUAUCUGAAACUUGCAGAUGAAGUCGCUGAAGUAACUGUUCUGAAAUCCGAACAGAGCCUUCACAUCGAGUCAGUGGUUAUUUCUGUGUGUCAUAUGGACAACUGCCUCUACCGAUUAUGCGACGAGUCUGGAAAUAUACCCGAGACUACGUAUUUUUGCUGCAAGUGGUCUGCAGCGGAUCAGAAGAUAGCUUGGAGAGUCAUUUCGGUGAUCAAGAACAUGGAGUUGAUCAAUUCCUAGAGAUUUCACCGAGAAGAAAGAAAAUCAACUACAGGUCGGAUUUUGCGGAGUAGAAAGGAAACAUAAGACGCACGAUCGACAGGGAGAGUUUUUGUGUUUGAUACUUUGAUUGUGGGGUGGAAUGGUUUUGUUGACGGAAGAGCUUUGGAUGGAGAUUCUGAAAAACUUGCCCACUAAAUCAUUGAUGAUAUGCAGUUGCCUGUGCAAAGGAUGGCGUAAUUUGAUCUUGGGUAAAACAAGUUGUUAUUUUGGUGGAAAACACUUGGAAAGUUUUAUUAUUAUUCGGGCAGUAACCAUAAAAACGAAGACGAUAAAUUAUGUAGGGCUCAGCACCGGUACCAUAUAUCACGGAUGAUGAUUGGUCGGUGGCCGAGUGUGCGUACCGAUGUAACCACCAAGACUAUUUAUUGUCAAAGAAGAAGAGAGAAUCAGAUGAUUCCUCUACUACUACUAUAUACUUGCGACCGCGUGUGGUGUAGAAUUACCUGGAUGGCUUGUCCUAAACCGAUCAUCAUGCAAUGGAAUUCUAUGCUUUACGAAUAUGUUUGAUAGUCCGUUUUGUGUCUAUUUGUGCAAUCCCGGGAACUCGGGAUUACUUUAGACUUCCUACAACUACUGUACUAUACCCGGAGGAUGGAAAUAUUUACUAUGCUGAAGCAUUUGGUUUUGGUAUUGGCAAUGGUAUUAAUGACUACAAGGUUGUUAUAGAAUACUAAAGGGAAACCCAAACAGAUUUGCUGCCGAGAUUUACAAACUCACUACAAAUUGUUAGAGCAAGGUCAAAAUUGACGACAACAUUGGCCUCAUACAAGAUAACUUCCAUGACCUAACUUGGCCGCACGAGAGAGAGAUGAUAUAUCAUGGCUUAUAAAAGUGAUGGAGAACUAUUGAAGGGUUGUUUUCAGUGGCUAGCUCAUACCUCCCGGGGGUUGGGAAUCAGGCGGUCGAGAAUCAUUAUCUUUGAUUUUCAAGGUGAGAAGUUUGACCGGAUGGAAAUUCCGGCUCAAUGUUGGGAUCGUCGUCGUAUGAUAGUCAAGUUGACAGUUUUGCACGAUUCCAUUGCAUUACUUAUAAAUCGAGAUGAUUCUGAUGAAAUAGUCAACACCGAGUUUGAAGUGUGGAUGAUGAGGGAAUAUGGGAAUUCAGAGUCAUGGACUAAAACCUGUACCGUGGUGUUGCCACUCCCUCCCGACGCAACUGUACCCAGCCAUUACAGUCACAGAUUGUGGCAAAUGCCAACUUGUUGGGGUGAGGAGCUUUUGGCUGUAAGUAAGUAUGGAGAUAUGUUCUCUUAUAGUCUCCCACAAGAUGAACAACAACAACAACCACAACAACCACUUGGUGUUGUAAAAAAUUAUCGAUCCCUACCUUGCUCGGCAUCCCUCAUUUGUCAUCUUUCAACCAACUUUGGUUGCUCUUAGCGGAAGGCAAACAAGUUAACUUUCUCUUUUUUCUUUUUCUUUUUUUUGUAUAUUUUAUGGCUUUGUACAAGAAUUUCAGUUGGGAAUUGAUGAUUCAGCUUUUUUUUUUCUUUUUCGUAUCUAUGUGUAUGUUGUUGUCAUCCUCAAGUAGUAGGAAAUUGUGUAAAAUAUUGCUUAAACGAUUAGCUCGCUCUGUGGCUCACUAGCUACUGAUAACAUUCAAUCACCAUGUACUUCUACUAAAUUCACAACAUGAAGGGCCAUUAUAGAUGAGGAACAGACAUUCGGCCGUUAC